Messenger RNA from Penaeus vannamei (Pacific white shrimp), 3157 nucleotides. The record is from RefSeq and is a predicted model, not a curated record. NCBI's taxonomy places the organism in Eukaryota, Metazoa, Arthropoda, Malacostraca, Decapoda, Penaeidae.
GCCACGCCGCCCACCGUCGGGUCGGAGCGAGGUGCAAGGGCGGGCGUAUGUGUGUGUGCUUUACAAAACUCAUAAGCUUAAACGUGUAUAGCUAUGUAGGAUUCUUGCCUUCAUCACGAAUUUUGUACAAGUACUUCUUGGGGUGAGCCGCCUGUUCCUAAUACAAGUAGAAAAAUAUGAUUGGCCCGCCCCCUUGUGUGACGUCACUUGUAGCCGCGCGGCCAUUGGCUCUCGCCGCGGAGGGGGAGGAGCGAAGCGCGCGCUGAUUGGCUAGGAUGCGUGGAUGGUGGAGUUUGGUCAAUCGAUAACACAUCCCGAGUCGGAGCCAAAUUAAAGGUAAAUAAUAGACGGCUUUCACAGUGAACGGACGUGUAUAGAGCGAGCUCUGUUGUGCCAUUCAUGUGAUCCGGGUUACUCUAGCCACAAUACAGUGAAUAGUGUAGAGUGGUGACAACAAGUGGUGCUGUAGGCGCUAACUAUCCCAGAAGCCGUGUGCUACUCUCAGAUACUCGUGUUGGCGUAGAGCCACGUGUAAAUGCAGUGCUAAACUUCCCUGUCUGCGACGAAGGACACCACCAUUGCCGGCGUGAAGGCGUACAGUGCCCUGGCAUCGGGCGCUGAGCAACCUACGGCGGUGGAGGGAACUCGGAGCGUGUGGGAGCGCAGGUGGGGGAGCAGACACGAGCCCAUAUCCUGCAAGGAGCCCCGGGAAGCCGCAACACUGGAGUACUACAGCAGCGCGGCCCUCAAGCCCUCCACCAUGCUGACCCUCGACCCUCCCGACCUCAAGGGCGGGAGCUUACACUCCGCACACCUCCCUCCCCACUCCUCCCACUCCCAUUCCGUGCCCCACACUGUGUCCCACGCCCACCACAACUCCCACUCCCACACAUACUCCCUGUCCCACCAUUCCUCGUUGACGUCGCUCAAUUCGUCCCUCAGUUCGUCCCUGACGAGCCCCUCCCUGGCCUCCGUGGGCAGCAUGAGCGCCCACUCGCCGCCCCAGACACACGUCCCGACCCCCACCAACAACAACAACAGCAGCACAAACAACAACAACAACGGCUCCUCCACCAACAGCUCUAGCAACAGCACUAGCAACAGCAAGAGCAGCGCGUCGUCCUCGAGCGCCGCCGCCGAGCGCGUCAAGCGGCCCAUGAACGCCUUCAUGGUGUGGUCCAGAGGCCAGAGACGCAAGAUGGCGCAGGAGAACCCCAAGAUGCACAACUCGGAGAUCUCGAAGCGCCUCGGGGCCGAGUGGAAGCUGCUGUCAGAGACGGAGAAGCGGCCCUUCAUCGACGAGGCCAAGAGACUUCGCGCCGUCCACAUGAAGGAACACCCAGACUACAAGUACAGACCUCGGCGGAAGACCAAGACCUUGAUGAAAAAGGACAAGUACCCCUUAGCCUCGGGUCUCCUCCCCACUGACCCCACGCGACCCCCAGUGCAGCAGGUGACCCGGGAUAUGUACAACAUGACCAACGGGUACAUGCCGAACGGGGAUUAUGGCGACUAUGGUGAGUGGCGCUACGGGUACGACAGCGCCGCAUACGGGGGUCAAGGCUACCCGUACAUGACAGGUCAGGUGUACGGCGGGUAUGACAUGACCCGCGGCUACUCUCCGACCUCGACCUCGACCCCGUCUUACAUGAACGGGUCGUACAGUUCUGCUAUGUACGCCUCAGCACCGUCUCCCUAUUCCAUGAGUCAAAUGGCUUCGAUGGCAUCCGUAGGUUCCGUCGGUUCCGUGGGUUCUUCGGCGUCCCACUCCCCCACGCCCAUAAAGUCUGAGACGCCCACCCUCCCAGUCUCGUCUCCUGGAGCCUCCAUGCCACCCUCAGCUAGCCACACCACACCAGGUGAUUAUCCAACGAGCGUGAUGAAGCGGGAGUACGCGCCAGGCCAGCCGGGCCAGCAGGACCUCUCGCAGAUGAUCUCCAUGUACCUGCCGGGGUCCCAGGAGCGCCAUGAGCAGCAGAAGGCCGCCGCCGCCGCCGCCUACAUGUCCCACGCACACUACCACGCCCACGCCGCGACUUCCCCCGAGCAGAUGCCGCCCGCACCCAUGCCUCUCACCCACAUGUAACACGCGCGCGCCAGGACUUAAGUGUUUGUGAGGCCGCGCGCCCACGCGAGCGGCAGAGGGCGAGGGCGGACAGCGAGGCGGGGGAGCCGCCGCCGCCGCCAGGGAGCGCCACCCGCGGAAGCCACCCACCUCCACCCACCACUGCCCAGGAUUCCCCUCGGCGCGGGCGUGACGACUGCCGGGUGGGUGCCCGGGCGCGCCCCCCAGUCCCCGUCGGGCGGCGGGUCCAGCGGCCGCCCGCCGCGCCCCGCCCCCCCGGGCCGGCGCCAGCGUGUCACGUCGUACCAGUGAGGCUCGGUCCCUCCGCGGUAGCAGGAACUCUUUUGAAAUGUGAUAAUCGCAUAAAUGUAAUGUUAUGAUGAAUAAAAUAUUAAUAAUAUUAAUGGUGAGAAUAAUUAAAAAAGUGUGUAUGUAAUACUACGUUCUUAAUGCCAUAAUUUAUACGGACGUGUGUGUGUGUGUGUGUAUAUGCGUGUAAUGUCUGAGAGGUUCAGGCACAGUGUUAGCUAGAGGCGGCCAUGUGUACACGUGUGUGUGUAUGUGUGCACGCCCGGGGCGGCCGCUCUUGUACAUAUGGAAGUUUUGCGCCCCUGUACAUACCUCCCUCCCCCCUCACCCUCCUCCCCCUCCCGCGCCGGACUUCGCCGCCCGCGCCGCCGCCCACUUCCACCGGCCGCCCGCGCGUCGCCCGGCAGCCCGCUCUCUCGCCCGAAGACCCUUGCGCCGCCCGCGUGCGGAGCAAACCCGGGCUGCCCGUGGGCUCCGCGGGCGUGGGUGCGUGGGCGGACAGGAAGCGUGGGCGCGGAAGAGCGAACAUCCCACCUGCGGCGCCUCUCGCUGGCGGCGCGACGCCCGCCGGCUGGAGGAGGCGCCGCCGAGCCCAGGCGGGCGCAGAGGGCGCCUCGAGAGCCGCCCGGAGGAGGCCAGGAACGCUGCCCUUUCGCCCAUCAGCCGCGCUGGAUGGAGCCACAAGACGCCGGCCUGUUCCUCGAAGGCGGUUGUGACCCCGCCCGCCGCCCACGCCCCGCGGGCGGCCUCGACGGCAGCGGCGCGGCGCGGCGCGGCGGGGAG